Messenger RNA from Nannospalax galili (Upper Galilee mountains blind mole rat), 4439 nucleotides. It is a transcript of the gene Kcnd1, whose product is annotated as potassium voltage-gated channel subfamily D member 1. Gene Ontology annotation, cellular component: voltage-gated potassium channel complex; membrane. The transcript is spliced from 8 exons. Gene Ontology annotation, biological process: potassium ion transmembrane transport; protein homooligomerization. The coding region runs from base 1291 to 3246 and encodes 651 amino acids. Gene Ontology annotation, molecular function: protein binding; A-type (transient outward) potassium channel activity. The record is from RefSeq and is a predicted model, not a curated record. NCBI's taxonomy places the organism in Eukaryota, Metazoa, Chordata, Mammalia, Rodentia, Spalacidae.
CUUCUCAAACUGAGUGAAGCAGAAGUAUCUGCAGAUGCCUGUGGGUAGAUGUGUAUAAAGUUGUGGUUGUAGACAAGUGGACAGAUAGGAAGAUAAGUGGCUAGAUGGACUGAUAGAUAAAUAAGUGGGUGGUUGUAUGGAUUGGUGGUGGAUAGGUUGGGAAAUAAAGGGAUAACUGGAUGGAUAUAUGACUGGAUGAAUAAAUGGGUAGAUUUAUCAGAAGUGGAUAGAGGAUAGAUAAGUGAAUAUGUAAAUGAACAGAUGGAGGUAUAGAGGACAAAUGGACAGAUGGGUGAAUUAGCUACAUGGGUAGAUUGAUGGAUUUAUGAACAAGAUGGGAGUAAACUGGUAGAUGGUUAAUGGAAUCAUGGAUGCAUAAGUGAAUGAAAGGGAAGGAUAAAGUGGGUACAUAAAUGAUAGGCAAAGCUAUGGAUAGAUGGACAGAUGGAUGGAGGAUUGAUACCUGUGGAUAGGUUGGCAAAUGGUUAAGUAUACGAUCAAACAUACAAAUGGAUGAGUGGGUUGGUGACUAAAUGGACAGAUGGGUGGGUAGAGGAAUGGGUGGGUGGAAGAAUGGACAAAUCAGGAGUGUAGUUAAGUGAGCAAAUGGAGGAGGACUUCAUAGAGGGAUGAAUGGAUUGAAAGGCUCCACUGCUCUACCCUGCUGCACCACACCACACACCUUUAGUUACUUAAGCAUCCUACCAGGUCCUAUCUAUGCCAGCCCCUUUCACAUCACUAUCAAGUUGGGAUAACUAUCUGACAACUGAGGAAACUAGCAAGUCACUAUCGUGCAGCAAGUCUGGCAAAGCUGGGAUUAGAACUCACCUAAGUCUGCCAGAGGCAUUCUCUACUCAAGUGUUCUGUUACCUAGAAGCUGAAAGGCCUGGAAAGAUGACGCGACUGAGGCCCAACCAGAUUUGUAGGAGGCGGAGUCUCCCCAGGGUCCCUCUAGAGCUGUCCUAGGGGAGGGGGCUCUGACAGCCACAGAGGCCCCUCCCUCCCGGCUACUCGCUCCAUCUCCGGGCAAGCUCCGAGGGGCGGGGGAGAGUGGUGGAGGAGCAGAAAAAACUCCGGCAGCUCUGCAGAGGGGGCAGGAGCUCCGGUGGUUGAUACCCCCAGACCCAACCGCUGUGGCUGCUGCUGCAGCGGGGACACAGACACCUCCCCGGUUGGUUUCCUGGUCUGGUAGCCCAAGGCUUCGCCAAGCCCCCACCAUCCUCGAGAUAGUAGCCACAGUCUCCUAAACGCCACCCCCCCCAAGUCUCCGUAGGCCUGGGGAGCCUCAGGAUGGCGGCAGGCGUGGCCACAUGGCUGCCCUUUGCACGGGCCGCAGCGGUGGGCUGGCUGCCCUUAGCCCAGCAGCCCCUGCCCCCUGCACCCGGGGUGAAGGCAUCUCGAGGGGAUGAAGUUCUGGUGGUGAACGUGAGCGGCCGGCGCUUUGAGACCUGGAAAAACACACUGGAUCGCUACCCAGACACUCUGCUGGGCAGCUCUGAGAAGGAAUUCUUCUAUGAUGCUGACUCGGGCGAGUACUUCUUCGAUCGUGAUCCAGACAUGUUCCGGCACGUGCUGAACUUCUACCGCACUGGCCGGCUGCACUGCCCUCGGCAGGAGUGCAUCCAGGCCUUUGAUGAAGAGCUUGCCUUCUAUGGCCUGGUCCCAGAGCUUGUGGGUGACUGCUGCCUUGAAGAGUACAGAGACCGCAAGAAAGAGAACGCCGAGCGCCUGGCGGAGGAUGAUGAGGCCGAGCAGGCAGGGGAUGGCCCAGCCCUCCCGGCAGACAGCUCCCUGCGACAGCGACUCUGGCGGGCCUUCGAGAAUCCACAUACUAGCACAGCGGCACUUGUUUUCUACUACGUGACUGGCUUUUUCAUAGCUGUGUCGGUCAUCGCCAAUGUGGUGGAGACCAUCCCGUGCCGUGGCCCUACGCGGCGGCCUACGAGAGAGCAGCCUUGCGGUGACCGCUUCCCCACGGCCUUUUUCUGUAUGGACACAGCCUGUGUACUCAUAUUCACAGGUGAAUACCUCUUGCGGCUUUUUGCCGCCCCCAGCCGUUGCCGCUUCCUACGGAGUGUGAUGAGCCUCAUCGACGUGGUGGCCAUCCUGCCCUACUACAUUGGGCUUUUUGUGCCCAAGAAUGAUGAUGUCUCUGGUGCCUUUGUCACCCUGCGUGUGUUCCGUGUCUUCCGAAUCUUCAAGUUCUCUAGGCACUCCCAGGGCUUGCGGAUUCUGGGUUACACACUCAAGAGCUGUGCCUCUGAGCUGGGCUUUCUUCUCUUUUCCCUCACCAUGGCCAUCAUCAUCUUUGCCACUGUCAUGUUUUAUGCUGAGAAGGGCACCAGCAAGACCAACUUUACAAGCAUCCCUGCUGCCUUCUGGUAUACCAUUGUCACCAUGACCACACUUGGAUAUGGAGACAUGGUGCCUAGCACCAUUGCUGGCAAAAUUUUUGGAUCCAUCUGCUCACUUAGUGGUGUCUUGGUCAUUGCCCUGCCUGUGCCAGUCAUUGUGUCCAACUUUAGCCGCAUCUACCACCAGAACCAGCGUGCUGACAAGCGCCGAGCACAACAGAAAGUGCGCCUGGCGAGAAUCCGGUUGGCAAAGAGCGGUACCACCAAUGCCUUCCUGCAGUAUAAGCAAAACGGGAGCCUUGAGGACAGUGGCAGUGGGGAGGGACAUGUGCUAUGUGUCAGGAGCCGGUCUGCUUUUGAGCAGCAGCAUCAUCAUUUGCUGCACUGUCUAGAGAAGACUACGUGCCAUGAGUUCACAGAUGAGCUAACCUUCAGUGAGGCCCUUGGCACUGUCUCGCUGGGUGGUCGAACCAGCCGUAGCACCUCAGUGUCUUCUCAGCCAAUGGGGCCUGGCAGCCUUUUAUCAUCCUGCUGCCCUCGCAGGGCCAAGCGCCGGGCCAUCCGUCUUGCCAACUCCACUGCUUCGGUCAGCCGAGGCAGCAUGCAGGAGCUAGACACACUGGCAGGGCAGCAGAGGAGCCCUGCCCCUCAGAGCCGCUCAAGCCUCAAUGCCAAGCUCCAUGAUAGCCUUGACCUGAACUGUGACAGCCAGGACUUCGUGGCUGCCAUCAUCAGUAUCCCCACCCCUCCUGCCAACACACCAGAUGAGAGCCAACUCUCCUCCCCUGGUGGUGGCAGUGGCAGUGGUGGUCGAGCCAGCAGUACCCUCAGGAACUCCAGACUGGGUACCUCCUGCCUCCUCCCGGAGACUGUUAAGAUCUCUUCCCUGUGAGGGGUGGGCCUGCUCAUUCAGAGGGCUCUUUUUACUCCUGGGGACUCCUUUCCAAAGCCAUAUUUUAGGGAGGCAAAGAGGGAUAGGUCUGGGGAUCCCUUAUGCUCCCUGCUAAGUACUAUGCAAUGGAGUUUCAUGGAAUGGCCCAUCUGAGGGGGAAGUAGCUAGAGAACAGAAAACUUCCUCCAGUCCAGAUAGUUCUCCUGAUGGGAGCUGAAGCACUGGAAUUCCAUGCGCCCCUGGCCUCCUUGCCCCAGCAUGCUGGGCUGGCCCCUUUCUUCCAGCUGGCUUCCUGCAUGCUUCUCCCCUUGGGCCCUCAGAGGCAGGUUAAAGCUUCCUGUAGUUUAACACCCAUAUUCUGGCCUAGCAAGAGGAAUUGGGAAUUGGGAGUCCCUCUUCUCUUUGGCUAUGCUAUGCAAGUUUUGGGGUUCAGAGAUGGGAACUCUCACCUCUAAUCUAUCCUCUAGGGGGCAAGGUCUUUGCCCUUCACCAGGCCCAGCAAUUCCAUAUUCCGAAGCUUGGAAUGCUUAAUGGGCUGUGGGCUGGCUUAAUGGGCUGUGGCCUCUGCAGUGACCUGCCACCCCAAGCCUUUGGCUGAGGGGUCAGACUGCUUCCAACACACAAAUAGCACAAACACUACCACUGACUUCCUUGGCUGCUGGAAAUGGGUUCUUGCUACUUGUCCUCUGCUGGGCCUCCAGCAAACUCUAGCAAUAGCAGCUGUUGCUGUGACAAUAUGCAAAGCCUCAGACCAGUUUGCUGUAGCAUAUACAUUUGCCCUAAUCAGAUGGGCCACCUUUAAUACUUGCUUCUCUGGUGUGUUUCCUUCCUGGGUUGAGCUGGAGUCUGGACCUGGUGAGAUAAGAGCCUGACAGCCAGCAAGAGCUGGGUGGGUUUGGAGAUCAUGGACUGAUUCUAUAUUCUUGGGCAGGAGUCCAGAAUGUCAUGGUCAGAGACCUGGGUUGUUCCUGAAUCCUGGGAAGGCUAGAAGGGACUUCUUGAUUGCCUUUUCUUCCCCCAUAACUCCUUCCCAGAGUCUUCUUUAUUCUCCCUCUUGGGUCACCAUCUGGAACUCUGUUCUCAGACUUAAAUCUGUCAUCAUCUCAGGUUCCUUGUCCCCAGCUCUGUCCCUGUGGAGCUGGAAACUGACAAAGGUGUAGUUUCCAUCAGUCAAUAAAACCUAAGAGGAAAGA